Messenger RNA from Trichoderma reesei QM6a, 459 nucleotides. RefSeq lists its product as uncharacterized. Gene Ontology annotation, cellular component: mitochondrial inner membrane. The transcript is spliced from 2 exons. The annotation marks the transcript as partial. Lineage: Eukaryota; Fungi; Ascomycota; Sordariomycetes; Hypocreales; Hypocreaceae. Gene Ontology annotation, biological process: mitochondrial respiratory chain complex I assembly. The record is from RefSeq and is a predicted model, not a curated record.
CGCCGCCAAGGCGACAUGCCAACCGACAAUUCGCACCGCACGAGCUUCAGCGAGCUGGACGUGCUGGGCAGCGUGCCGGUGCCGUCGACGUCGGUGGACGUGUGCAUGCACGACGGCUUCAGGCUCAACAGCGGCAUCACAAUACAGGGGGGGGACGGGGCGCUGCUGGUGCACGGAGAGGCGUUUGCGUGGCGGCCGUGGGAGGCGAGCGGGAGCAAGAGGCUCGUCAACGACAAGGGGCAGUUUGAGCUGCCGGAGGAGGCGUUUGGGCUGUUUGACGUGUUGUGGCCACGACCUGGUACCCCGCGGACGAGAGAGCACGUUUCACGGCUGGGGAUGAGGGUCGAGAUGCUGGACACGAGGAACGCGGCUGCGCAGUUCAAUCUGCUGGCGACGGAGCGAGGAGUGUCAGAGGUAGCGGCGGCGUUGAUACCCAUUGGCUGGGAGGAAGGGCUGGGC